AUGUUUCCGCUUCCGGCGCAUGAACGCGAGGCAUUCUUUGCGCUACUUGACGAGUACUUUGCACAGCGCCCACAGUAUGCGCCGCCGAGAUUUGAGUCACGGCCGGUAGCGGCUGAGACUGCACCUGCACCUGCACCUGCACCUGCACCUGCGCCUGCGCCUGUAGGCGGUGCCGCCGGGAAACGUCCGCCGCCGCCGCGCCGUGGCGAAGCACAAGCCUCUGUGCCUGUUGUGCAGGAUCACACACGUUCUGUUCCAUCCAUUGGCCAUACAGAGGCCCAUAAACCUGCGGGAUUGCAAACGACCAAGUCGUUUGGCUUUAUGAAUACGUCCUCUGCCGGUGCAGCUGUCGGAUCUGUAUUUGGAAAAGCGAGUUCGUCGGCUGGCAAAGCCACUCUCAAUGCUGGAAACCGGCUACACACGCACUUUUCUAAGCCGGCAGAGCAAAGUGCCGGUAAACCUGCAUCUGAUUACUAUGCGGGCGGUGCGAAUGUAGCAUCACCGCCCACAUACACACCAGCGCCCGCGUCUCCAUCCGCAGCGGCUUCGACUGCGGUUGCGAGCAGCACGCCUGUAGUGCCGCCGAAUAGUAGCGAAGCCGUUGCACUAUACGCUUUUGCAGGCACCGAGCCCGGCGACUUGCGCGUCGAUGAAGGCGAGCGCAUUUUUCUCACCGAGGCCGUCAGUGCCGAGUGGUGGCGCGCACAAAGCACAGAUGGUACACGCGCCGGUAUUGUCCCUGCAAACUAUGUGCAAAAGCUGUAG
Molecule: messenger RNA, 765 nt
Organism: Malassezia vespertilionis
Lineage: Eukaryota; Fungi; Basidiomycota; Malasseziomycetes; Malasseziales; Malasseziaceae
Exons: 3
Coding region: 1-765 (254 amino acids)
Molecular function (GO): protein binding
Source: RefSeq, a predicted model, not a curated record